Messenger RNA from Neocloeon triangulifer, 1160 nucleotides. RefSeq lists its product as uncharacterized. Gene Ontology annotation, biological process: box C/D snoRNP assembly. Bases 85 to 525 code for a protein of 146 amino acids. Gene Ontology annotation, molecular function: box C/D methylation guide snoRNP complex binding. NCBI's taxonomy places the organism in Eukaryota, Metazoa, Arthropoda, Insecta, Ephemeroptera, Baetidae. The transcript has 3 exons. The record is from RefSeq and is a predicted model, not a curated record.
UUUUCAUUCAUUUCCACGCGGAUCACAUGGAGAGAAUACUUUGACAACUUUUUCAGUCUUAAAUAAAUUUUAUUUCAAACAAAUAUGUCUUCGAGUGAGAAAAAGCCGGAGAAGCUGGACUUCAGUAUUCCUGAUUCAAUGACUGCUUCGGAAAGAGCAGUCACUCGACUUUUAGACAAGACAAGCGAGAAAAAGCCUCCCACAAUCACUGCCAUGCCUCGGAGCGCUCUUCUGGACAGGGUGAAACAAUUUUUGCCCCAAAUGGAGGAAGCAAACAAUAAACUGACCGACACUUCCGACAUCGCGGAACUGGACAUUGAGAAACUCAGCCAGCAACACAAGGACAACUACAUUGAAAUUAACCUGGCAUGUGCAGAUCUUGAGGAUGAGAGGUUUGGAAUCUUGAGGGAUCUGCAAGAUGAAGAGGCAAAGGCGGGUUCCUCGGACAGUGAAAGUGAAAACGAACAGAUCAAGUUGUCCACAGACAGUAAGAAAAAGAAGAAUCUGAUCUCGGAACUCUCGUGACCUUUUGACAUUUGAAGGAAAGACAUUUUACACAGGAUUUAUUUUUUUGGAUUGUAAACUUUAUUAUAUAAGCUCUCGCGCUUUGUUAAAAUUGGUAUAGCCACGCAUUAUAGAGAAAACCAAUACAAUAUAUUCACACUUACAACAAGUUUAUUUUAAAUCGACUGCGGUGAUGAUUAGAGUGAGGUUAUUGAUUUGCAAUCAGUUUUGAAUAGCCACUUGUGGUUUUUGCGAUUCCAAUCACAGAACAUCAUUGAAAAAUGUUACAUUAUUAAAAAAUGCCAUUAUAUCAGCAGGACUAGUGAAAAAACUAUAAAAGUUGCGGUGCGUUUACGAUAAAUUGCAAAAUAUAAUACUGAUCAAGAUCAAACCUUAAUAAAUAACCGUAAUAAAUAUAACCAUAACAUAAGUGGAUACAGAUUAAUAAAUAAUAUAUCACAGUGAAAUAAUAAAAAUACUUUACAAAUUGGAUUUCCAGCUGCUAAACACGAUAUUCAAAAUAUUUGAGCACUAAAAUUAAACUUGCUACUGCUUACAAAUGAGCACAUCAACUUGGUAAAGAAUUAUUUUUGAUUUGAAGAACAGGUUGUUUUCAUAGAUUUAUAAAUAUGCUCAGAGCCAUCAAUAAAAUUAUC